AUGAAAAGCCAUGUUCAUGUGGUUCAAUGCGACUACAAAAGGUUGGCUUUAAUCACGGGAUGAUUAUUUUUCUCCUUAAUAAUAGUUAUUGUCAACACUUUUAGCAAAUGCGCUUCAUCGCUGACUAGACUGGAGAUAUUUUUACUAAGUUGCUUAACGAUACUAGUGCUAGUCUUCUUGUCCACAUGUGCUCUUUGGUUCUUUGUUCUUGGCGGAAGGAAUGUGUUCAGACAUAGUAAGUAAGCCAUGUUCACACACCGUAUUCCUUCAGAAACAUGGAACACAUUCCUCCAGAUGGAUGAGAUCCAAAGUUCAUGGGCCUUUGAUAAGAGUGCCAUCCACAGUGAACGUAGAAUUUGUACUUCACGGGAAUGCACAAAGAUGGCCUCUUUGUUUAUAUCCAAUAUGAACGAAAGGGUCGACCCAUGCGAUGACUUUUAUGAAUUUGCUUGUGGAAAUUAUGCAACGGAAAGGGAAUUGGGAGCCAAUCGACCGAUGAGGCAUACGAUAAUCGAUGCUCAGUCAUAUCUGAACAAACAGAUUGCUCAUGUCCUCAGGAAGGAUAUUAAGGACACGGAGAAACCAUGGGAUCGAAUGACCAAGACUUAUUUCGCCAAGUGCAUGGACGAAUGUAAGUGAGGAUUUUAUUUUCCCAAUUGUUGCUUCUUAUUACUGCAUUUGCAUCACACUCAAAUUUCUAGCGGAAAUUGAACGGACUGGGAAGGAGAGUAUAUUGGGGCUAUUAGACAAGAUUGGGGGAUGGCCGGUGCUUCAGAAGUCCUGGACAGAAUACAAUUCAUCGCACGAAGUGUACCUGGCAAGAGUAAUGAAUUUGACUUCCAUUUCUUCCAUCUUCUUCGAACUUACAGUGUCCCAUAACCCCAAAAACAGUUCGGAGACAAUAAUCGAAUUGGAUCAACCAAAGUUCGGCCUUGGUUCCAGAUGGCCAUAUUUGGAAGGACUUAAUAAUCCCACCAUCAAGAAUUAUACCCAUCUGAUCACAGAGACUGCUGUUCUGUUGGGUAAGCAAACAAAUUAUUUUGGUUUACUUCAACUAUAAUAUUUCGGUUAAUUUUUUCAGGCGCUGAGAUAUCUCGAGCUGAAAAGGAAAUGAAGGAAAUUGUGGACUUGGAGUGUAAGCUGGCCUUGAUCUCAUCCGACGAUGCUGAUCGGGGAGAUCCAGACCGUGGAAACAACCCUUAUACCAUCAAACAUUUGAAGUUAGCUUUUCCCGAAGUAAGGAAAUCACUGCCUAAUUUCUACAGUAACUUUUUUAGCUGGACUUCGCAGGCUUUAUGAAAGUUGUUCUCGAUGGAUAUGCGGAUGUUUUGGAUUCGGAUACUGUAAUUAUCAGAGAAGUUUCUUACAUGAAAAGGGCCCAAGUAAGCGAAUUUAGAAAAUACUGACGGACAAGUAUUUCUGACUACCGCUUGGCUCGGUUAACACGUUCGCAAUUUUAACUGUUCUAUAAAAAAGAGACUGUAGACGCGCUUGUAUCCGUACUAAAAUAAUAUUAUUGAUAAAAAAAUCCGCAAAAUUGUGCUGAUUGUUUUGGGUUUUAGGGGUGAAAAAUCAACCGCAAGAUGACUUAAAGUUCCACAUAAACCCAUUUCAGCACAAUCUUUCAUAGGUUUACAAAUUUUAUUUUAGCUUAAAAUGAUGUUUCUUGCGUUUCUAAGACGUAAUAAAUAAGUCUUGUCACAAAAAAUUAUUUUUCAGACCUUCAACUUCAAAGAAAGUUGAUUUGCUACAAAAAGGAAAUCGAACCCGCGCGGCGUUACCCUCCUGAUUUCCAGACUAUGGCACUAGCCACUCGGCCACACCGCUCGUUUCCGAAGGAAGGGACCGACCGCGCUUUUUAUCGUUUAGAAUGCCUGCGCCUUUUGUAGGGAAAUUAAGCCAGUUUUUGGGCAUUUUCGACCCUUAAACCCAAAAUUGGGCAGGUAAUUUUUAUAUAUUCUUGAUCAGCACAAUUUUUCGGAUUUUUUGAGAUAUAUCCCGUCUAAAAGUAUGAUUCCAAGGUUUACAAGGCGUAGUGCUAACAUUAUUAUUAGGACCUACGAAAAGCGAAAAGUAAAGUUUUAAUUCCGCAGCACGCUGCAGCGUGAUUUGUCAAAAAUUUUUGUCCGGGAGUAUGAUUAAAAGUUAUUUUAAACUGCCUUAUUCCCUUUGAAACCUUCAGAAUCUUCUGAAAUUAACUCCGAAACGAGUGAUUGCCAAUUAUAUUAGUUGGAGAAUUGUGCAAGGAAUUACUCCCCUACUGCCCAAUAAACUAAGACAACUCUUCUACGAGUUUAAAGCCAAUCAGACAGGCAUGGUGCAUAUGGCUCCGGAAGACCGUUGGGUGGAUUGCGUGAAUCUGGCCGUCAUUUUAUUCGAUAUCCCGGUGGGAAAGCUGUUUGUGGACAAUUACUUCGAUGAGAAAUUCGCAAUACCCAAAGUGAGAUUACAAGAAAAAUUACGAACGAGUUACAUUAAAAUCAGGUGAAAGAGAUGACAGAUUAUUUCAAAUCGACCUUCAUCAAACAGUUGUACGAGCUGAAUUGGAUGGACGAAGCCACGAAACAGAAAGCCAUUAAAAAGUCCCAUAUGAUUCAAUACAAAUUGGGGUAUCCCCCGGAGAUGUACAACGAUACUUGGAUGAAUCUGAACUGGAAUCUGGUAUGGAAGAAAUUAGCUAUGUAUUUAUAUAACUAUCAGACUCCCACAUCCAUAAAAGAGACGGUUCUCGAAUUCACAAUCAGAGUGAAGAGAAAACGACUGGUCGAUGAGCUUAUGAAGUAUAAAAGACCGGUUGAUCGGGACUUCUGGUACCAAUCCCCCGCCCAAGUUGACGCCUUUUAUGCCCCCAAUCUCAACGAAAUGAGUAUGUUGACAAGUCGGUUUACUAAAAUUACAGUAUUCCCCGCGGGUAUCUUGCAAUAUCCAUUUUUGGAGAGUAAUGUCCCCAAUUAUGUGACCUUUGCCAUGGUGGGAGCUGUGAUUUCUCAUGAAUUAACACACGCCUUCUGCUCUCAAGGAAGCCGAUACGACGAAUUCGGGAACCUGAAUGAUUGGUGGGACAUGGAGACGGCUGGGAAGUACUUUGACAAGGCCGAUUGUUUCGUAAAACAAUACGAAGACGAGAAGAUCCCAGAAUUAAACGGACAGCGUCUGAAUGGGCGUCUCUCAUUGGGGGAGAAUAUUGCUGAUAAUGGAGGAGUCAAGACCGCCUUCAGGGCAUAUUCGGCAUGGAAAUCUGAGACUGAGAAGACCGAGCCCGCGUUGCCCGGCCUUCAGAACUUCACCAAUGAACAAUUGUUCUUCAUAGCCUACGCGAAUGUAAGCAUCACGUGCUAUACCGUAACCCUUUGUAGAAUUGGUGUUCCAUGGUCCAUCCCGAUUAUGCUGGACAACUUCUGACCGGUGAUGUCCAUGCUCCUGCUCGCCUGCGGGCCGUCAUCCCGUUGCGUAAUCGGGCCGAGUUCAGUCGAGUGUACAAAUGCCCCUUAGGCUCGCGGAUGAAUCCCCAACAGAAGUGCUCUUUGUGGUGA
This is a messenger RNA of Bursaphelenchus xylophilus (pine wood nematode), 3533 nucleotides long. The record is from the annotation of a GenBank genome assembly. Lineage: Eukaryota; Metazoa; Nematoda; Chromadorea; Rhabditida; Aphelenchoididae.